Solea senegalensis (Senegalese sole) is the source of this 1148-nucleotide messenger RNA. It is a transcript of the gene tmigd1, whose product is annotated as transmembrane and immunoglobulin domain containing 1. Bases 56 to 853 code for a protein of 265 amino acids. Gene Ontology annotation, cellular component: cell-cell junction. Gene Ontology annotation, molecular function: cell adhesion molecule binding. The transcript has 5 exons. Lineage: Eukaryota; Metazoa; Chordata; Actinopteri; Pleuronectiformes; Soleidae. Gene Ontology annotation, biological process: cell-cell adhesion. The record is from RefSeq and is a predicted model, not a curated record.
UGAGUUUCCUCUGUGAUGAGCUUUGCUUUGUUUUCCCAGAUUUGUUGAAGACAACAUGAAAAUGAAGUUGAUUUUCAGACUCCCUCUCUUUCUUCUUCUUCUUCUUCUUCUGCAGUGUGCAGAACAGAUGUCAGGUGUGACGAUCGAGUCCGACCCUGCAGUGAGCCGUGACGGUGUCAUACAGACGGAGCUGGAGAAGGUUGUGUCUCUGCUGUGUCUGCCUGGAAACAGAUCUGAGGCUGAGGCUGAGGCUGAGGCUGAGGCUGAGCUGGUGUGGCUGAGGAACGAUCAGCUGGUCCGUCUGACGGAGGAGAACAGGAAGGAUCAGAGCAGAGUGUGCGUUACACCCGUCAUCUAUGACGAUAACGGGGCCAAUUUCACCUGCUUCCUGAGCGGCAAUGACACAGUCAGAGCCUCGGUCGUCCUCAACGUCACAUUUCCUCCACAGCUCUCGGGGUCAGAGCAGGUUCUGGUGGAGGACAUGGACGAUCUGGUCCUGCGCUGUGAUAUCUGGGCCAAUCCAGCCAUCUCCUCUGUGCUGUGGACACUGAAUGGCACCGCGGUGGAUCUCACUGCAGGCCGCUUCACGCGCACCAAUGAUGGCUUCAGCAGCUGGCUGUCCACCUCAGGCGUGAAGAGAAGCCUGCAUGAGGGCACGUACCAGUGCACCGUGGUCUCCUCCAUGUACGGAGAACACAGCAAGAGCUUUCACGUGACAGUAACAGAGAAGACCAUUAAGUUCCCGCUGAUGCCCAUGAUCGCAGGCCUGGUGGUGGUUUGUCUCACCACGAUCCUCGCCGUGCUUUCUCGCUGGCACAAAAUCGUGAAGUGUGUCAAGUCGUGUCGUAAAUAGGUGUCCUUCUCCUUCUCCAUGAAGACGUCACACCUCUCUGAGACGGAGACACCUCUCUGUGGUGCCCACCUGUCCACGUUGUCUACGUUUGGAGAGCAGUUUUAUUUCUUUUAUUCUCUGUUUAAAAGUGAUGUUUGAUGGUGAUAUUUGUGUAAAACAUAAUGUCGUCUCUGCUCCAUGAAGUCCGUAAGACGUUUGUUUUUUAUGUAAUUAUAAGACAAAGUCAAUGCACAUUUUCUAAAUGCACGUAUGUCCAGUUACACUUUGCUCAUAAAAUCCACUGUUUGUCCAGAAA